Molecule: messenger RNA, 3071 nt
Organism: Castor canadensis (American beaver)
Lineage: Eukaryota; Metazoa; Chordata; Mammalia; Rodentia; Castoridae
Source: RefSeq, a predicted model, not a curated record
UUUCCGCUCUCUCGCUCCCUGUGAAAGCCGAGUGUAGCGCAACUGCAGGCGCCUCCGGCGAGAAAGGGAGAGGAAGAGAUAGAGGGCGGGGGAAGAAGGAGAAACAGAAAGGUAAAAAAGUCUUUUAGGAGAACCGAUCGCAUUUGCAACAAAGAACCUGGGGACUGGGAACGAUUCCCGGGACGCAGGGCUGAAGCGUCUGAUUCCAGCUAAGCGCCCAGGCUCGGGCGCGAGUGGAGACCCUGCCCGCUCCCGUCGCUUCUGAAACCGACUUCCAGGAGCGGCUUUUAAAAAGCCCAAGGCACAAGGACAGUCACCCCAGCGACUAUGUCUCCAGAUUUGUCGCCUCGUCCUCUUUAAAAGCGGCAUUCCUCUCCCCCCAAGACACGUUUACCCCACUUCCUUUGAAGUGCUUUAGUUGAGAUUUAUUCUUUUUCUUGGUUUAAAAAAAAACUAUGCGCUGUUGUUGAAUAAAAAUAAACAAACAAAAAGCAAAAGCAAGACAGCAGCUGCGGACUUGUCCCUGCCUGGAGUGGAUGAGCCUCUCCAUGAGAGAUCCGGUCAUUCCUGGGACAAGCAUGGCCUACCAUCCGUUCCUACCUCACCGGGCGCCGGACUUCGCCAUGAGCGCGGUGCUGGGUCACCAGCCGCCCUUCUUCCCCGCGCUGACGCUGCCUCCCAACGGCGCCGCAGCGCUCUCGCUGCCCGGCGCCUUGGCCAAGCCGAUCAUGGAUCAAUUGGUGGGGGCGGCUGAGACUGGCAUCCCUUUCUCGUCCCUGGGACCCCAAGCACAUUUGAGGCCUCUGAAGAGUAUGGAGCCCGAAGAAGAGGUGGAGGACGACCCCAAGGUGCACCUGGAAGCCAAAGAACUUUGGGAUCAGUUUCACAAACGGGGCACGGAGAUGGUCAUUACCAAGUCAGGAAGGCGAAUGUUCCCUCCGUUUAAAGUGAGAUGUUCUGGGCUGGAUAAAAAGGCCAAGUAUAUUUUAUUGAUGGACAUUAUAGCUGCUGACGACUGUCGAUAUAAAUUUCAUAAUUCUCGGUGGAUGGUGGCCGGUAAGGCAGACCCUGAGAUGCCCAAAAGGAUGUACAUCCACCCGGACAGCCCGGCCACGGGGGAGCAGUGGAUGUCCAAAGUGGUCACUUUCCACAAACUGAAACUCACCAACAACAUUUCCGACAAACACGGAUUUACUAUACUGAACUCCAUGCAUAAAUAUCAGCCUCGGUUCCACAUCGUACGAGCUAAUGAUAUCUUGAAACUGCCUUACAGUACAUUUAGGACGUACUUGUUCCCUGAAACCGAAUUCAUUGCUGUGACUGCAUACCAGAAUGAUAAGAUAACUCAGUUAAAAAUAGACAAUAAUCCUUUUGCAAAAGGUUUUCGGGACACUGGAAAUGGCAGAAGAGAAAAAAGAAAACAACUCACCCUGCAGUCCAUGCGGGUAUAUGAUGAGAGACACAAGAAGGAGAAUGGGACCUCAGACGAGUCCUCAAGUGAACAGGCGGCCUUCAAGUGCUUUGCUCAGGCCUCCUCCCCAGCAGUUUCCACUGUAGGAACAUCAAACCUCAAAGAUCUGUGUCCCAGCGAGGCCGAGAGCGACGCCGAGGCCGAGAGCAAGGAGGAGCACGGCCCCGAGGCCUGCGACGCGGCCAAGAUCUCCACCACCACGUCGGAGGAGCCGGGCCGGGACAAGGGCAGCCCCGCGGUCAAGGCGCACCUCUUCGCGGCCGAGCCUGGCGGCCGGGCCCGGGACAGCGGGCGUCUGGACAAGGCAUCGCCUGACUCGCGCCACAGCCCGGCCACCAUCUCGUCCAGCACGCGUGGCCUGGGGGCCGAGGAGCGCCGGAGUCCGGGCCGCGAGGGCGCCUCGGCCACGGCAGCGGCCAAGGUCGAGGAGGCGCGCGCGCUGCCGGCCAAGGAAGCCUUCGCGCCGCUCACCGUGCAGACAGACGCGGCCACCGCGCACCUGGCGCAGGCUCCCCUGCCUGGCCUCGGCUUCGCCCCGGGCCUGGCCGGCCAGCAGUUCUUCAAUGGGCACCCACUCUUCCUGCACCCCGGCCAGUUCGCCAUGGGGGGUGCCUUUUCCAGCAUGGCGGCGGGCAUGGGGCCCCUGCUGGCCACUGUGUCGGGGGCCUCCACUGGUGUCUCUGGCUUGGAUUCCACCGCCAUGGCCUCUGCCGCUGCGGCGCAGGGACUGUCCGGAGCUUCGGCGGCCACACUGCCCUUCCAUCUACAGCAGCAUGUCCUGGCCUCCCAGGGCCUGGCCAUGUCGCCUUUCGGAAGCCUGUUUCCUUACCCCUACACGUACAUGGCUGCGGCAGCCGCCGCCUCCUCCGCGGCGGCCUCCAGCUCGGUGCACCGUCACCCGUUCCUCAACCUGAACACCAUGCGCCCGCGGCUGCGCUACAGCCCCUACUCCAUCCCCGUGCCGGUGCCCGACAGCAGCAGCCUGCUGAGCUCCGCGCUGCCAUCCAUGAUCCCCGCCGCCGGACCCCUGGAUGGCAAAGCCGCCGCGCUGGCAGCCAGCCCGGCCUCGGUGGCCGUGGACUCGGGCUCAGAACUAAACAGCCGCUCCUCCACGCUCUCCUCCAGCUCCGUGUCUUUGUCGCCUAAACUCUGCUCGGAAAAGGAGGCGGCCACCAGCGAACUGCAAAGUAUCCAGCGAUUGGUCAGUGGCUUGGAAGCCAAGCCGGACAGGUCCCGCAGCGCAUCUCCUUAAGUCCCCCAUGCACACCACCACCAUCACCACAUCCCCCCAAAAAAGUCUCUUCAUUCCAGUUCAGUCAAGUCUGCACUUUGUUGGAUGUAAAAUACACCACGGGCCUGCCGUGAGGUGACCCCUUCCUUUGCAGUGGCGCGUCUGGGAAAGAGCGCUGGACUCCCUCCAGGGAAUGAUCUAGGAAUGGGCCCUGUCUUCUUGGCUUGGUUUAUAGAUUAUAGAUCCGGUAUCUGGCUCAGAUUCUGGGGCUCAGAAAAAAGCUAUUGCAUGGAGCGAUUGGGGUAGACGGAAAACUUAAAGCAGCUUCCACUGCUUCCUAUCUGGAAGCUGAGGUUGAACCAGAAGGUA